GAAAAUUUUGCAGUUGGAAAAAUACUGCUUGAAAACGAAGUAUCAACGUUGAUCACGUUGAAAUACAUUGUUUAUAUCUUUAACAUCUUUAAUUUAAUGGAAACGAAAGGUUUAUGUAAUAUCACAGCUCCAUGUAGUUCGUUUUGGAACUAAAACUGAAAACAGCGGACAUGACUGACAUUGCCUGUACUGUUCGACACAUGGGCAUAGCGGAUAUUCCCCAAGUUCUGGAUCUUUGGCGAGAAUCAGGAUUACACCAUACACCGCAGAGUCUAUCUACAUGGCUUGAAGUUGAUCCAUAUGGCUUUUAUGUAGCAGUUUCUGAUGCUGGAGAAGUUUUGGGUAUUUGUUCUGCUGUCUUCCAUCAUAAUGAUUUAGCUUUUGUUGGUUCUUACUAUGUGAAAAGAGAAUAUCGUGGACAAGGAAUUGGGCGCAAGGUUUUGAAUGCCUGCAAUGACCACAUUGGUUCCCGAAAUGCUGCUUUAAACGCCAUGCCAGAAAUGGUGCCUUUUUUCAGGGAUACUUGUGGAUAUUCUAUUGUGAAAAACAAAUGGGUUUGCUUGUUUUACAUGAGUGCAGACAGCUUAAAAUUGGAUACCAUACCGUCUAACCGGUUAAAGGAAUUCGAGAUCAGGUUACCGAGAGAAUCUGACCUCUCUCUGAUGUUCGAAUACUUUUUCAAGAUAAUCGGUUACAGGCUGGAUCUUGCCAUCAGACUCAACUGCGAAGAGGUAGACAGUCGUACAUAUGUGGCAUUCAAAGAGGGAGUAUGUGUGGGUUUCGGUUCAAUUAAAAUCAGCUGCAAUGGCGCAGGAGAAGUUGGUCCCCUCUAUGCUGAUUCUACCACAGUGGCAGAAAUCCUGUUGAAAAAGUUGAUUCUUUCAUUUCCUCGGGCUAGGGGAUUUGUUAUAAAAACCGUGAGAUCAAACAGUGCGGCAAAUGAUCUUGCUCAGCGCUUCGGUUGGUCAUGUCCGGAAUUAUAUCCGAGACUAUACAGAAAGAAGAUUUUGAAUGCUGACAUUAACAAAGUGUUUGCACUAUUUUCCAUGAGUUUCGCACCCUUUUAGGGGAAAUUUGAGUAAUAACGCACACUUAAACUUAAGAAAAACACAUGAAUAGCUAGUCAGUUACUCAAAAAUAUGAGUGUUUUUCUAAUGAAAUAAACUCCACUACAUACGCGUGUGACCACCACAUGAGGCAUGAUGAAACCUUGUUCAACACAUUGUAACAACAAAACCAUUUACCGUUAUCUAUGCCGAAUCCUCUAUUAAAAUAGCAGAUAUCCGUCUUUAUAUCUCGUCGUAUAAGUAAAUUAUCUAAUGGCCAUUAUCGUCACCAUCAUGCUGAUGCACCUUAACAACGUCUUCGUUUAAGAUGGUAUCAAAGACUCACCCUUAUGAGAUUGCUAUUACCAAUCAUUGCCAUGCAGGAUUAGAAUGCAUUGCAUGCAUAAUUUUGGCGUAACAAAACUCUAAAAAAAAUAUUUGAAUGCACAUGCAUAUUUUUUAGAUAUAAUGUGUAAAUUAACAUUUGGAAAUAAGGGUAUACACGUAUAUUCAAGUAAGAUGCUGUAGAAUUUAGAAAUGAAACAAUGUCAAGCUCUUAACGGGAAGAAGCAAAAACAAGCUUCCUUCCUUUAGUGACAAUGUUUUUACUUGGAACUUGUAAUGGCGUUUUAUACAUGGACGUACUAAUCGUAUGUUUUGAAAAAAUCUGUCCUGCUUACAGAUUUAUGAGUGUGCGAGAUAUCUUGCUGUUCUCUUUCGCUUAGGUAAAAUCUGAUAAAUAUCGGCUCAAUGAAACAAAAAGUGAAUACACAUUUAAUCCUACUACUUAUAUGGAUGAAGUAUAAAACAUGUCAGUAAAAGAGGAAUUGAAAUUCUAUGAGACAGAUACUGUUCAUAUUUUUUUUUCAGUAAACUAACGAUGAAUUUGAUUGAGCAAUAAGAAGCUAAUUAUUUGGUACUCAGUAGCACCAAAUUGGCACUCAGUAGCAAAACAAUGAAAACAUAUAAAGUUACAAUGUUUAAAUCUAUCGUAACUCAUUCAUCCCAACUGAAAUGCGACAAAAGCAUAAGAGAUAACUUAAAGUUUAAAAUUUUCACUCAAUAAUGAAUUUCGUAUAAACGAUGCACGCUCAACCACGUACUUAACAAUAUGUUUAAAACAGAUGUUGUGAGCGGGAAAGUGUAAAUGCUGAAGUAAACGGUCUUAUUUUUCUACUGGUUACACCUGUUCGAGUAAUCAAUCAAAUGAAGGCUUAUCAUACAGGAAUCUGACCUUGUGUUCUUGCUGCUCAUGGAACAUUACGAAGAUUACUCAAAGAGCAAUAUGCAUGAACGAUUGCAUCUUAUUAGAGGAAUCGCCAAAGGAUUAGCAUAAACUUUAUUGAUUCAUAAAACGAAUGGGAGAAAAUUAUAAUAGAGUAUGUAAAGCUUAUGAUUUCCUUAGUUGUCAGUAAAUGAAGUGUUUUUUUUAAUCCUUGCUUACAUUUAAACUAACCUGCUAUGCGUAGGUUACAUCAAGUUUACAUCAUUUUGAAAAAAUAUACCAGUACAUUAUCAAAGAACCGAACCAAUAGGAACCGUAGACAGUUCGAAAUUAAACAUGAAAAUACCGUUUAGGGGACUAGUGUGCCAUUUAAUCAAAUAAAAUGUUUGUACAAUAUGGAGGUGCGAAACAUAUAAUAAU
This is a messenger RNA of Uloborus diversus, 2691 nucleotides long. RefSeq lists its product as uncharacterized. The transcript is spliced from 4 exons. Gene Ontology annotation, molecular function: acyltransferase activity, transferring groups other than amino-acyl groups. The record is from RefSeq and is a predicted model, not a curated record. Bases 171 to 1067 code for a protein of 298 amino acids. NCBI's taxonomy places the organism in Eukaryota, Metazoa, Arthropoda, Arachnida, Araneae, Uloboridae.